GUCCGAUCACUGGUUCAUAUGUGUUUCGUUUCGUUUGGUAUUUUCUUCCUUUUUUUAUUUUAAAACAGAAAAUCCUCUGCCAUGUCCUUUAUUCGCAACUCCUUAAAAUAUGUUACCCGUGCUUUCAGUCCUAGAAGUCAGCAACAGAUUCCUCGAGUGCAGGUUUUGACUCAAGCAAAUCGGUUUAGGUGUAGUGGCACCGUGCACGCUGAUGACCAAGCUCAGUUUCCAGGAGCUAAAGCGCCAUUCAUAUCAGAAUUAAAGUUGAUUUUGCACACUGACUAUGAGCCUGUGCCAAUUUAUCGCGUCAUGGACAGUGAUGGUCACAUUGCAAAUGAAUCUCAAGAUCCCAAACUAAGCAAAGAAGUCGUACAGAAGAUGUUCAAUGACAUGGUUUUGUUGAACACUUUGGACAAAAUUCUGUAUGAAUCACAGCGCCAGGGGCGUAUUUCAUUUUAUAUGACAAAUUUUGGUGAGGAGGCAUCUCACAUUGGCAGUGCAGCCGCAUUAGAAAUGAGAGAUUUGAUCUAUGGGCAAUACCGUGAAGCCGGUGUACUAGUUUGGCGUGGUUUCCGCAUCGAUCAAUUCAUUGAUCAGUGCUAUGGUAACUGUGACGAUGUCGGGCGUGGAAAGCAAAUGCCAGUUCAUUAUGGCAGUAAAGAAAUGAACUUUGUAACCAUCUCUAGCCCUUUAUCGACGCAGAUGCCGCAGGCGGUGGGUGCCGCAUAUGCGAUGAAGUUGAGACCCAAAAAUGAUGCUUGCGUUGUUUGUUACUUUGGAGAAGGAGCUGCCUCCGAAGGAGAUGCUCAUGCGGCAUUUAACUUCGCGGCAACUCUUGAAUGUCCAGUUAUUUUGUUUUGUCGAAACAAUGGAUUUGCCAUUUCCACUCCAUCACACGAACAAUAUAACGGCGACGGUAUAGCUUCCCGUGGUUACGGGUAUGGCAUGGCAACUAUUCGUGUAGAUGGGACAGACGUAUUCGCUGUGUACAACGCAACGAAGUUGGCCCGUGAAUAUGUUCUUCGCGAAAACAAGCCUGUGGUUUUUGAGGCUAUGGCUUAUCGCAUCGGCCACCAUUCUACAUCAGAUGACAGUACAGCUUAUAGAGCAGCGGAUGAAAUUGAAGUUUGGAAUUCCGUAAAUCAUCCUAUUUCCAAAUUGAAGAGCUACAUGGUUCGAAAAGGCUGGUUCAACGAGGCCGAAGAACAAGAAUUUGUAAAGGGAGUCCGCAAACAAGUUUUAAAACAAAUCGGCGUUUCUGAGAAGAAACCUAAACCAAAUUGGAAAGAAAUGUUUGAAGGUGUUUAUUGUGAAAUGCCUGCACAUUUGGAAGAACAAAUGAGGGAAUUAGAAGGACACAUCAAUAAACAUAAGAAUCACUACCCAGUGAAAAGCUUUAAGGCUUAAAUGCAUGUACAUAUAUGCGGCUUACAGCAUGCCGGGUCAUUCCGAUAUAACAAAGGCUUUGGCACAACUUAUGGGACUCAGUAAAAGUGCAUUUAUUAAUUUUAAGGAAACUAUUCAAAACUGACUGCAUAUUUGCUAAAAUAUGUACAUACACGCUUGCUUAGAGUGAAACUGGAUCAAGUCAUGAUUUAAAAAAUUGUACAGAAAAAAAAACAAUUCCUUUAAUGAAAAAUAUUGUAUACUUCUAUUCAUUAUGCUGAAUUUCCGCUAGGCAUUGAAAUGACAAAAAAUUUAUGUCAUUUAAAAACAAUGCCAUGUGGAAAUGAUCUUAUUGGGCCUGAGCACACUAGCCUGCUCAGUCGGACUGAGCAGUCCACCACUCGAACGCACACUGGACUGGGCAGUCGGCCGAAAACAGGUUUCAGUUUUGUAUACAUGAACUACGCAUGAUUGGCUUAGUGCAUGUGGCACAUGCAAACAAAACGAAAUAGAAAACAUGUUGCCUAUGUGUGCGUGUCAGUCCACCGUCAAUCCGCGAUUUUCGCGGACUGAAAUGAGCGAGGUAAACUCGAACUCCCUUCCCCUCUUAUCCACACAAAACCGGUUUUAGGCGGACCGAGCAGUCCAGUGUGCGGAGGCCCAAUGACUAUUUUUUUAAUGUAAUAACACGAUUAGUUUUUAAUGCCCGACUUUGUCAUUUGUAAUUUUUGCCAUUUAAUGCCGAGCGGAAAUCCAGCAUUAUAGAAUUUUCAAAAAUUUCUUUGGAUUUGCGAUUAACUGAAUAUAAACGGAUAGAACUCAUAAAGUUGGAAUCGAAUGUAAUGUGUAAUUAAUAUUUCUUUUUGUCGUAGCUGCCUUCGUGUAACUUAAAAAAAAAAGUAUACUUAACUUUUCACUCCAUGCUAGCGAUAUAUGUACAAUUUAGGUAUUUGCAGGGGGUUCAUGUAGCAAAGGAAUAUAGAGUAAUUGUGUUUGUAACUGUUUAUUAAUAUAUACCAAUAUAAUUUGCAUCGUAUUUUUUAAAACUUUGAAGGUUUUCUUGUUAUGGGGUAAAAAAUAAAACUAUAUAAAUCAUUAAAUACAUCGGCUGUCAUCUAAUACAUCAAUUGCCACUUUAAUUAGGUAAACUGAAUAAAUUGCAAAAUCAAUUAUGAUUUAAACAAAGUGCUUGUUCAUAUCUGCGAAUGGGUCAUUAUUACCAGGAAUGAAAGAGUUUGUUUCAAUAGCGAUUAUAGCCAAGUAAAAAGAAAUGAAUUUGUUACUCAAAUAUUGUCAGCUAA
Molecule: messenger RNA, 2687 nt
Organism: Rhagoletis pomonella (apple maggot)
Lineage: Eukaryota; Metazoa; Arthropoda; Insecta; Diptera; Tephritidae
Gene: BckdhA
Product: 2-oxoisovalerate dehydrogenase subunit alpha, mitochondrial
Exons: 5
Coding region: 82-1407 (441 amino acids)
Biological process (GO): branched-chain amino acid catabolic process
Molecular function (GO): oxidoreductase activity, acting on the aldehyde or oxo group of donors, disulfide as acceptor
Source: RefSeq, a predicted model, not a curated record